Messenger RNA from Oncorhynchus nerka (sockeye salmon), 6294 nucleotides. Its product is annotated as delta-1-pyrroline-5-carboxylate synthase-like. The record is from RefSeq and is a predicted model, not a curated record. NCBI's taxonomy places the organism in Eukaryota, Metazoa, Chordata, Actinopteri, Salmoniformes, Salmonidae. Gene Ontology annotation, molecular function: glutamate-5-semialdehyde dehydrogenase (NADP+) activity; glutamate 5-kinase activity; ATP binding. Gene Ontology annotation, cellular component: cytoplasm; mitochondrion. The transcript has 18 exons. Bases 142 to 2484 code for a protein of 780 amino acids.
GUUGUUCACAACACAACCCACACGUUCUAUGGCUGCCUGUGGAUGUGGCAAUCUGACGACGUGUCUUUGCUCAGCAGUUGUCAAUUUGGCUGCAGCGGGAACCUUCGACUUUUAUAAAUACUGACUGUUGAUCACAUUGCCAUGAUGUUGCAGAGGCUGGCCUUGUGUUCCAGUCUACGUUCCAGGAGCCUGCAAGCAAAUGUUUGCCCACGCUUUGCCAGGGCAGUGUCCCAAACCAAGUUCCCUGUCACCCAUUCUCCUGGGAAGUCAGCAGCGCACCGCAGUGAGCUCAGACAGGCCAAGCGCAUUGUGGUGAAAUUGGGCAGUGCUGUGGUGACGCGGGGAGAUGAGUGUGGCUUGGCCCUCGGGCGUCUCGCCUCCAUUGUGGAGCAGGUGGCCGUGCUGCAGAACCAAGGCAGGGAGAUGAUGAUUGUCACCAGUGGGGCCGUUGCUUUCGGAAGGCAGAGACUGAGACACGAGAUCCUGCUAUCGCAGAGCGUCAGACAAGCCUUGCACUCUGGACAGAACCAACUCAAAGAAAUGUCACUUCCAGUUCUGGAGGCCCGGGCGUGUGCAGCUGCUGGACAGAGUGGCUUGAUGGCUCUGUAUGAAGCUAUGUUCACCCAGUACAGCACCUGCACUGCACAGAUCCUUGUGACGAACCUCGACUUCCACGAUGAGCAGAAGCGUCGCAACCUGAACAGCACCCUCCACGAGCUGCUGCGCAUGAACAUAGUGCCCAUCAUCAACACCAAUGACGCAGUUGUACCGCCCCCUGUUCCAAACAGUGACCUUCAGGGGGUAAAUGUAAUACACAUUAAGGAUAACGACAGCUUGGCUGCAAGACUGGCUGUUGAAAUGAAAGCAGACCUUCUUAUUGCUCUAUCUGAUGUUGAAGGAUUGUAUGACAGCCCCCCAGGAACAGAUGACGCUAAACUCAUCGAUAUCUUCUACCCCGGAGACCAGCAGUCUAUCAGAUAUGGCUCAAAGUCCAAAGUGGGCAUUGGGGGCAUGGAGGCAAAGGUGAAGUCUGCUCUGUGGGCGCUUCAGGGUGGCACGUCGGUCGUCAUUGCCAAUGGCACCGACCCCAAAGUCACGGGCCACGUCAUCACAGACAUAGUGGAGGGAAAGAAAGUGGGCACAUUCUUCUCUGAGGUCAAGCCUGCUGGUCCCACUGUGGAGCAGCAGACAGAAAUGGCCAGGCAGGCAGGCAGGACUCUGGCCACUCUUCACCCAGAUGAGAGAGGGGAGAUAAUUUGCCGUCUGGCUGACCUGUUGACAGAGAAGAAGGAUGAGAUCCUCAGUGCCAACAAGAGAGACAUGGAGACUGCAGCAUCAUCAGGCCGUCUCUCCCAACCCCUGCUGGCAAGGUUGAGUCUGUCCACAUCGAAGCUGAACAGCCUAGCCAUAGGCCUGCGUCAGAUUGCUGUAUCGUCCAGGGACAGCGUGGGGCAGGUGCUCCGCAGGACCAGAGUCGCCAACAACCUGGAGCUCGAACAGAUCACUGUGCCCAUCGGGGUCCUGCUGGUCAUCUUUGAGUCCCGACCCGACUGCCUUCCUCAGGUGUCAGCUCUGGCUAUUGCCAGUGGAAAUGCUCUGUUACUGAAGGGGGGAAAAGAAGCGGCCAACACCAACCGUAUCUUGCAUCAGCUGACCCAGGAGGCGCUCUCUAUCCACGGGGUGAAGGAUGCUAUUCAGCUGGUGAGUACCCGUGAGGAGGUGGAGGACCUGUGUAGACUAGAUAAGAUGAUAGACCUGAUCAUCCCUCGAGGCUCGUCCCAGCUGGUCAGAGACAUCCAGAGAGCUGCCAAGGGCAUCCCUGUGCUGGGACACAGUGAGGGCAUCUGCCAUGUCUACAUCGACUCUGAGGCUUGCAUCGAAAAGGCUAUUGACAUCAUCAAAGACUCUAAAUGUGACUACCCUGCAGCCUGCAAUGCCAUGGAGACCCUACUCCUCCACAGAGAUCUACUGAGGACACCUCUGUUUGACCAGAUUAUAGAUAUGCUUAGAGUGGAACAGGUGAAGAUCCAUGCAGGCCCCAGAUUUGCCUCCUACCUGACUUUUAGCCCAUCUGAGGUGAAGUCUCUGAGGACAGAGUACGGGGACCUGGAGUGCUGCAUUGAGGUGGUGGAUAGUAUACAGGACGCCGUGGACCACAUCCACAAAUACGGCAGCUCCCACACAGAUGUCAUUGUUACAGAUAACGAGAAUACAGCCGAACAGUUCAUGCAGCAGGUGGACAGUGCCUGUGUUUUCUGGAACGCUAGCUCUCGCUUUGCUGAUGGAUACAGAUUUGGUCUUGGUGCGGAGGUUGGCAUCAGCACAGCUCGGAUCCAUGCGAGGGGCCCAGUGGGUCUGGAGGGGCUGCUGACCACCAAGUGGGUCCUCCGGGGUGAGGGGCACACAGUGGCAGAGUUCUCAGAGGCGGGCAGUAUGAAGUACCUUCAUGAGAACAUCCCUGUUCCUCAGAGAUUCCCCAGCUAGGAACCACAGUCAGUCACAGAACCCUCCGAUACAGGAACUGUCAUGUAAAAGUGGGAAGUGAAAACCUUAAAGUUAAUUUUUAUGAGUAGGGCUUAAAUUGCAACCUUAUAUAUGGAUCUGUAUGUGACUGUGGGGGUCAACAAACCACUUUCAGAUACCACAUACAUGAAAGCAGCAGGAGACUGUUUUGUAUCUUCUACAGUGUCGGAGCGUGUAAAGCAUUAAGAUGACCUGGAAAUUAAUGAAGAGGUGGUGAACGGUUGCACAGGAAAGCAAAUGGUCAAAGUAUACGAUAUAUAUAUAUACAAAAGUAUGUGGAGGCCUGUUCCAAUGAGUGGAUUCAGCUUUUUCAGCCAUACCCGUUGCUGACAGGUGUAUAAAAUCGAGCACACAGCCAUGCAAUCUCUAUAGCCCAAAAUUGGCAGUAGAAUGGCCUUACUGAAGAGCUCAGUGACCUUCAAUGUGGCACCGUCAUAGGAUGCCACCUUUCCAGGUAGUUCGUCAACGUUCUGCCUUGCUAGAGCAAUGUAAGUGCUGUCAUUGUGAAGUGGAAACUUCUAGGAGCAACAACGGCUCAGCCGCGAUGUGGUAGGCCUCACACGUAAAAAUCUGUCCUGCAACAUUCCCUAACGAGUUCCAAACUGCCUCUUGAAGCAACGUCUGCACAAGCACUGUUCGUGGUAAUUAGCCCUGUGUGGUCUGGGUUAGGAGCGGGUUUGGCAGGCUGAGAUUUUGCUGUCCCAUCGCGCUCUUGUGACACGGUCGCUAGGUGUACAGUGUUUCCUCCGACACAUUGGUGCAGCUGGCUUCCAGGUAAAGCGGGCAUUGUGGUAAGAAGCAGUGCGGCUUGGCUGGGUCGUGUUUCGGAGGACGCACGGCUCUCGACCUUCGCCUCUCCCGAGUUGCAGCGAUGGGACAACACUAUAACUAACAAUUGGAUACCAUGAAAUUGGGGAGAAUUUUUACGUCUUGCGGGCUGGAGUGAAGUUCCGGGGGGCAGAUUACGCGUCCCCCCCCCCUUUUCUGUUUCAGCAUGACAAUGCCACCUUGCACAAAACCAGGUCUAUACAGAAAUGGUUUGUUGAGAUCGGUGUGGAAGAACUUGACUGGACUACACAGAGCCCUGAACUGAACCCCAUCGAACACCUUUGGAAUGAAUUGGACCGCAGACUGGGUGCCAGGCCUAAUUGCCCGACCUCCCUAUUGCUAUUGUGGCUGAAUUGAAGCAAAUCCCUGCAGCAAUGUUCUAACAUCUAGUGGAAAGCCUUGCCAGAAGAGUGGAGGCAGUUACAGCAGCAAAGGGGGGACCAAACUCCAUAUUAAUGCCUAUGCUUUUGGAAUGAGAUGUUCAACGAGCAGUUGUCCACUUACUUUUGGUCAUGUAUUGUGUGUGUGAAAAAUUUUUAAGAAUGUGAAAUGUCAGAAUAAUUGUAGAGACAAGAUUCAUUUUUUCACAUUCCCAGUGGGUCAGAAGUUUACAUGCACUCAAUUAGUAUUUGGUAGCAUUGCCUUUAAAUUGUUGAACUUGGGUCAAACGUUUCGGGUACCCUUCCACAAGCUACCCACAAUAAGUUGGGUGAAUUUUGGCCCAUUCCUCCUGACAGAGCUGGUGUAACUGAGUCAGGUUUGUAGGCCUCCUUGCUCAUCUACGCCUUUUCAGUUCUACCCACAAAUGUUAUAUGGGAUUGAGGUCAGGGCUUUGUGAUGUCCACUCCAAUACCUUGAAUUUGUUCUCCUUAAGCCAUUUUUCCACAACUUUGGAAGUAUGCUUGGGGUCAUUGUCCAUUUGGAAGACCCAUUUGCGACCAAGCUUUAACUUCCUGACUGAUGUCUUGAGAUGUUUCUUCGAUAUAUCCACAUAAUUUUCCAUUCCUCGUGAUUCCAUCAAAUGUGUGAAGUUCACCAUGACUUCUUUAGAUUUUUCCAUGAUGUCAAGCGAAGAGGCACUGAGUUUUAAGGUAGACCUUGAAAUACAUCCACAGGUACUCCUCAAAUUGACAUAAAUGAUGUAAAUUAACCUAUUAGAAACUUUUAAAGCCAUGACAUAAUUUUCUGGACUUUCCAAGCUGUUUAAAGGCACAGUCAACUUACUGUAUGUAAACUUCUGACCCACUGGAAUUGUGAUACAGUGAAUUAUAAGUGAAAAAUGACUUGUUUUGCACAAAGUAGAUGUCCUAACCGACUUGACAAAACUAUAGUUUGUUAACAAGAUAUUUGUGGAGUGGUUGAAACACCUAGGUUGGCAUCAUUGAAACUAGGUUAUGUAAACUUCCAACUUCAACUGUACAUGCAGGCAGUACCAGUCAAAAGUUUGGACAGACCUAAUAAUUCCUGGGUUUUUCUUUAUUUUUACUAUUUUCUACAUUGUAUAAUAAUUGGGAAGACCUCAAUACUAACACAUAUGGAAUCAUGUAGUAAUAAAAAAAAUGUUAAACUAAUCUAAAUAUAUUUUAGAUUAUUCAAGGUAGCCACCAUUUGCCUUGAUGACAGCUUUGCACACUCUUGGCAUUCUCUCAACCAGCUUCAUGAGGAAUGCUUUUCCAACAGUCUUGAAUGAGUUCCCACAUAUGCUGAGCACUUGUUGGCUAAUAUAUUUUGAUUUGUUUAACACUUUUUUGGGGUUACUACAUGUGCAUGUGUUAUUUAAUAGUUUUGAUGUCUUCACAAAAUAGUAAAACUAAAUAAAAUCCCUUCAACGAGUAAGUGUGUCCAAUCUUUUAACUGGUACUGUGUGUGUGUAUAUAUACACCUAAAUAUUUCUCUCAACAAAAAUAUAAACGCAAUGAUUUUACUGAAUUACAGUUCAUAUAAGGAAAUCAAUCAAUUGAAAUACAUUUAUUUGGCCCAAUCUAUGGAUUUCACAUGACUGGGAUGGGAUGCAGCCAUGGAUGGGCCUGGGAGGGCAUAGCCCCACCCACUUGGUAGACAGGCCCACCCACUGGGGAGCAAGGCCCAGCCUAUCAGAAAUUUUAAAAAAUCUCCACAAAAGGGCUUUAGUACAGACAAAUACUCCUGUUUCAUCAGAUGUCCAGGUGGCUGAUCUCAGACGAUCCCGGAUGUGGAGGUCCUAGGCUGGUGUGGUUCCACGUGGUGUGCGGUUGUGAGGCCGGUUGUACGUAGUUCCAAAUUUUCUAAAACGAUGUUGGAGGCAGCUUAUAGUAGAGAAAUUAAUAUUCAAAUCUCUGGCAACAGCUCUGGUGGACAUUCCUGCAGUCAGCAUGCCAAUUGCACAUUCCCUCAACUCACCUCUGUAGCGUUGGCCUUAUUUUCCCCAGCACAAGGUGCACCUGUGUAAUGAUCGUGCUGUUUAAUCAGCUUCUUCAUAUGCCUCACCUGUCAGGAGGAUGGAUUAUAUUGUCAAGUGUGUAACGCUCACUAACAGGGAUGUAAACAAAUGUGUGCACAAUUUGAGAGACAUUUUGUGUGUAUGGAACAUUUCUGGGAGUUUUUAUUUCAGCUCAUGAAACGGGACCAACAGUUUACAUUCCCCUGUUUUAUAUUUUUGUUCAGUGUAUAUAUCCAUUCAUUCGCCGUGUGUGUCCCCUGCACUAGGUCUCGCCAGAAUGUUUUGUAUAGUGACCACAGAGGUUGGACAUUUUGUGCAAUUUGUGCCUCCCCCUCAAAUGUUUAUGGUAAAAUAAUUUGUAAUCAUGAUUGGUUACUGGCCCUAUUUGAUUUGACUUUUUUUCCCUUCUGUUUUUCAUGUUUAUGGUCACAUGUUUGGUGUCAGUACAGGUCCAUAGUGAAAGUUUGUUAUCUUUGGUUCCUCAUGCCACAGAUUCUUUGAAUAAUAAAGAUGAUGUACAGUUA